Messenger RNA from Ruditapes philippinarum (Manila clam), 2002 nucleotides. RefSeq names its product protocadherin-like wing polarity protein stan. Gene Ontology annotation, molecular function: calcium ion binding. Gene Ontology annotation, biological process: homophilic cell-cell adhesion. NCBI's taxonomy places the organism in Eukaryota, Metazoa, Mollusca, Bivalvia, Venerida, Veneridae. Bases 1 to 1590 code for a protein of 529 amino acids. Gene Ontology annotation, cellular component: membrane. The record is from RefSeq and is a predicted model, not a curated record. The transcript is spliced from 13 exons.
AUGCGUCUUCAUCACGGGCCCAGCGGGAAAAGUCCCAAAACUCCACUUUUGGGCAAAAAGGACUAUGGAUACAUGUUAGAUGGUGCAGUCUAUACGAUUGACUGUUGUGGAAUCGUGUCCGGAUGGGAGGCAGUCUUUCAAGGAGUAGCUGGAUCUAGGACGGUUUACUUUCAGGUUUGGAGACAUGAGACGGCUUCUUCUUACCGUCUGAUUGGGCAGAACUCGGUAACAGUCAGUAUAGACGGAGAGCAGAGCUUCAGUGUCCCACUGGGUGACCGAUUUACAGUGUUAGCUGGUGAUGUUUUCGGCUGGUGGUCAAAUGGAUUAGAUAUAAUAACUUAUAAAGCCUCUUUUUCAAAGGGAAGCAAGAUGAUGGAAUUGACCGCUAAAAGCGUUGGCGAUGUGCAAGACUGGACUACUGCCAUUUCUGAUACAAGCAAAGAAUAUGCAAUAAGAAUGGACGUUUCGGGUGGCAGUGUGCCGUUUUUCACAAAUUUGCCCGACACUGUCAACAUUCCGGCUUCAACUGCCGUUGGAACGUCGAUUUUUACAGUCAGCGUUGACGACAUUGACGUCGACCAGAUAGGUAAUUUAUCUGUAACUAUGACAUCGGACAACACAAACUAUACCUUUGAUGAAGUUACACAUGUACUGAGCACCAACACUAUUUUCUCGGUGUCCGUCGUCGAUUCUUUGACGUUUCAAGUAAUUGACAUAUGUGGUAGCGUCUCUGCCGGGACAUUGACGGUUGUCAUCACCAAUGAAGGCCCAACGCUAAAUCCACCUAUAAACCCACUAACCGUUGGGGAAGGCCAGACAGCAGAGACUUUAUUACAUAUCUUGAAUGUCACCGACCCAGAAGACGAUCCCAUUACGUGCUCGCUCGAGAUUGUUUUUCCAAUAUCAACUUCAUUUAGUGUCACUCUUAAUGCAUCAGAUUAUGGUAUUUAUACCAACGAAAAUCCCGGUUUCGACUAUGCUACAAUAAAUACAUACAUGUUAAUAGUUCCAUGCAGUGAUGCCCAAACUACAAGUACUGGUACAUAUAUUGUAGAAAUCACACCAAAUAGUGGUCCGCCAGAAUUCAUUAACUUACCAAAUACCGCAACUGUAUCAUCGACUUCAGAAAUAGGAACAAUAAUCUUCACAGUGCUGGCCAAUGAUACUGAUGUCGCUGACACAUUAUCUUAUUCAAUGACAUGCGAUACAGAUCCUUGUCUAUUUGCAAUUUCAGUAAGCACCGGAGUUAUACAUAUUUCGGAGGACUUGUCAGUUCAUGCUCCUACUGUUUAUAACUUGGUAAUAACUGUAACAGAUGGAUUGGCUAUGGCUGAAUCGAAAAACUUAACAAUAACUAUCACAGCUGUAACGACAACGACCACGAACAGAUACGAUAGAGGUGUGUACGAAGAUUCGAGAGAGGUUGCUAAGUUGUCAACAAUCAUCGUCGUGUUGUUAAGUUUUAGUAUACCGGCUGUUGUUCUAUGUUGGUGUUGUUGUCAGAAGGGAUUCAUCAACUGCUAUAAGAAGUGUUACAAUAAGAUCAAGUGCAAAUUUUGCAGCAACAAAGCCAAAGUACAAGACAUUUGACAUCAAAGAUGUGAAUUUCCUUCUAAUAAGCAUCAUUGGAUAUAUUUUUGAAAACAUGUGUACCUGUUAAUUGCAGGAGAAAAACGUUUUUUCUGCUUUAUCAAACUAUUAUUCUGCUAAAAGAUGACUUAUAUAUUUUCGGAUCUUCUUGCCGUACAUCAAUAAUCAAGAAUACAAAAUUAAUCUUUCAUGUGACUUUGAUAAAAAGAAAAAACAAUAAGCUGCAUAUUUGAUGCUAGCAAGCUAUAAAAUUAUCUAAAUGAAUUUUAAAAAAAGAAUUAUUUCAAAAAAGCUGUAUAAAAGGAAUAUGUUUAUAUGUUUCCCUAUGAGUGAAUGUUACAUACAGAAAAUCAUUACUAAAUAGUUAAAACCCUACAUAAAAUAUCAGCAUAAUAUUAUGUUCAAUAACAUU